This is a messenger RNA of Paramormyrops kingsleyae, 2017 nucleotides long. RefSeq names its product very-long-chain enoyl-CoA reductase-like. The record is from RefSeq and is a predicted model, not a curated record. Gene Ontology annotation, molecular function: oxidoreductase activity, acting on the CH-CH group of donors. NCBI's taxonomy places the organism in Eukaryota, Metazoa, Chordata, Actinopteri, Osteoglossiformes, Mormyridae. Gene Ontology annotation, biological process: very long-chain fatty acid biosynthetic process.
UUGGGUUGCUGAAGUUGAUACAUGGGUGAUGUCACCGUCCACAUACUGACAGCCUUGGCGGCCGUCGCUCGGCGAGGCAGCCCAGAUAGGUGGUCGUCGUAGCCCGCCGCACCGUGCGGCGCCAUGGGCUCCCUGGCACUGAAUAGCCUGUUCACCGUCGCGCACUUCAUAAAGGCCAGGUGCGAGCAUGGCCUGAAAGCUGGGGAACUCAAGGAUAAAAACUAUAUUUUCUUUGAGGUGGAGAUACUGGAUUACAAGACCAACAAGCAGCUGUGCUUCCUGGAUAAGGUGGAACCUCACGCUACCAUAAAAGAAAUCAAGUCCUUGCUCUACAAGUGUUACCCCAAGCUGUAUCCUGCCAGACAAUCGCUCAAGCUGCAUCGCAGCGGAAAUGCGCUUAAAGAUGACGACAUCCUGGAAAACCUACCAGUCGGGACCACUGCAACGAUGUACUUUAAAGACCUUGGUCCACAGUUGGGAUGGACGAUGGUGUUUCUGGUAGAAUACAUUGGGCCCCUCUUCAUCUACCUGCUGUUCUACUUUCGCCUCCCGUACAUCUAUAGCCAGAAGUACACCUUCACGUCCAGCCCAUACCCCGUGGUCCCUCUGGCCUGUGCUUGUCACUCGUUCCAUUACAUCAAGAGGCUGAUCGAGACUAUAUUUGUACAUCGAUUCUCCCAUGGUACCAUGCCACUGAGGACCAUGCUAAAGAAUUGUCUAUAUUACUGGGGCUUUUCCGCUUGGUUGGCCUAUUAUAUCAACCACCCUCUGUACACGCCUCCAUCCUAUGGAAACCAGCAAGUCCAUUACGCACUGAUUAUGUUUGUGCUCUGCGAGGCUGGUAAUUUUUCAAUUAACCUGACGCUCAACAACAUGAAAAGCAGCGGGACUCUGUUGACAAGGUUCCCGUAUCCAACCCGAAACCCCUUCACCUGGCUGUUUUUCUUUGUGUCUUGUCCUAAUUAUACGUACGAGGUUGGAACUUGGAUUGGCUUCACGAUAAUGACACAAUGUGCUCCAGUGGCACUUUAUACGCUGGUGGGCUUCAUCCAAAUGACCAUCUGGGCGAGAGGAAAGCACAAGACCUACAUACAACAGUUCAAGGACUACCCUGGCCUUAGGGUGGCUAUCAUCCCACUCUUCCUCUGACUCUGACUCUGUUUGCUGCCCGAUGGCACACUUCCGGAGCCAGCUCGACGGCGCCCCCCACCUGCCCAGUGUGAAGGUACAGCUUGAUUAUUUUCCCCAACACGUGACGUGCAGAUUGCAGUAGUGUCACCAUUGGGAGCAGCUGGUUUUGGUGUACUUCUCCAACACCUUAGGAGAGCUCAGAUUUGAAUGAUGUACAUCAGAACAGAGGUAACCUAUUUUUUUGUAAACCCAUAGCGUAAUGAAUUACGAAUGGGUCGUAAUGAGUUUUCCAAAGCACCGGAGUAACUUACUUGUACAAUAUCAGCAAAGUGCUGUUUGUUUAAUCAUUCCUAAGACCUUGUGGUGGUAGGGAGGAGACUUGUAAUAGGGCUGAUUUGUUGCCGUUACGUAGCACUAGUUACCCUCAAAGGGAACAGUGUGGAGAUGAUGGCACCAUUUUAUAUGUGAUCUAAUGCAACAGGAACAAUCUCCAUGUCACAAAUGGAAAAGAUCGAGUUGAAGGUCUAAGUGAAGGGGAAGUUUACGUUUACCUUGCUGCAAAGUUCAGCCUAUUAAUAUUGUUCUACAAAAAUAACUGCAAUUAAGGGCUACUUUUAAACUCUAGGUACCGCUCCCUAAACUUUUGCACUUAUGCAUGGAGAGGAAUGUAUAAGAAUUUAUCGAGGGCGGAUUAAAAGAAAAACUGUUUGCAGUAAAUUUAAUUGUGAAUUUCACGGCUGUUUUCUAGAAAUAGGUACAAAAGAAGUUUAUAAAUGUUAAAAGGUCGGUAAGCUGCAGUGUGGUCAGGUUGUCCUUGAUGCCAUCACAACCUUGUAACAAAAGAUUGAGUUGCCAUGUUCCUUAAUAAACAUGAAAAUUAUUUCAA